AUGACAGCACCUAAUAAACCAACACCAAUUAAUGUAUUUAAUGAACACGGGGGAAAUCCUGGUGUGCUCGGAAGAUGUGCUUGUGUUUAUUUGUCCGCGCCUCACGUGCACCGCUAUCUCGAAAUUAAUAACAACGCAGGAUUCCGCUGCAGCUCACAAGGCCAGGUCAACUCAGCAGUGGCUGCAAAAGAACAUUCCAGGGUUUAUCUUUGCCUCAGAUUGGCCCUCAGGAAGCCCGGAUCUCAACCCACUAGAUUAUCUGCGUUGGUUCAAACUAGAGAGGAUGGCAUGCCACAGAGCACAUCCUAA
This is a messenger RNA of Nezara viridula (southern green stink bug), 309 nucleotides long. The record is from the annotation of a GenBank genome assembly. Lineage: Eukaryota; Metazoa; Arthropoda; Insecta; Hemiptera; Pentatomidae.